Messenger RNA from Siniperca chuatsi (mandarin fish), 3051 nucleotides. RefSeq names its product solute carrier family 52 member 2 (gene slc52a2). Lineage: Eukaryota; Metazoa; Chordata; Actinopteri; Centrarchiformes; Sinipercidae. Gene Ontology annotation, cellular component: plasma membrane. Bases 117 to 1457 code for a protein of 446 amino acids. Gene Ontology annotation, biological process: riboflavin transport. Gene Ontology annotation, molecular function: riboflavin transmembrane transporter activity. The record is from RefSeq and is a predicted model, not a curated record. The transcript is spliced from 4 exons.
AAGGCAACCGAAGGGGCGGGAACAAUGUGUGCGCGUCCACCAUUCUUCCUGUUACUGCAGCCUGUAGAAGAAGAAGACGUUUUACCUAAACAAAGUCAAGCUUUUUAUUUGUUCUCAUGGCCGGAGUAAGCGGCACCAUGGCCGGUAGCUGGUGGAGCAGUGCAGCGGUGACCCACGGGCUGAUUGCUCUGUUCGCCAUGGGCUCCUGGAUUUCCGUCAACAGUCUGUGGGUCGAGCUCCCGGUGGUUGUCAAUGUGCUGCCCGAAGGGUGGAACCUGCCUGCCUACAUCUCAGUGCUGAUAGCGUUUGGGAACCUUGGUCCAAUAGCAGUGACCAUCACACACCACUGUGCUCCAGGACGUUUAAACGAACGCCUCGUCAUCCACUGCAUCCAGGUGCUGGCAGUGGUAGUGUCCGCUCUUCUGGCUGUCUUCUGGUCACACAUUGUCACAAUAGCUGGAGAAAAAAGGUCACUGCUGUUCCUGCUCUUCACCUUUGUGUUGUCUUUGGUUUGCUGUACAUCCAACGUCACCUUCCUGCCUUUUAUGUUUCGUUACCCCCCUCAGUAUAUUCGUACUUUCUUCAUUGGUCAGGGCUUCAGCGCUUUGUUCCCUUGUAUUGUGGCUUUAGGGCAAGGCGUUGGCAAGCUGGAGUGUAAAACUGUCAAUGGCACAGUGCAGCCAGAGUAUUUAAAAGAGAACUUUCCUGCACAGAACUUCUUCUGGUUCUUGUGUAUCAUGCUGUCAGUCUCAGCUCUGAGUUUCUGGGCUUUAACACGAAGACAGACAGGGUCACAGGAAGAUGCACCGCCACAGGAGUCUGUCAAUGCGGCAGCAACAAAAAACGGAGAGGAAACACACCCGCUACACAACGGCGGGACACCGGUAUCUGAGGAGCAGGUGCAGGUGGAGGAGCAGUCACCUGCUCAGACAUUUUGGAAACAGCGGAACAUCUACCUGCUGUCACUGCUUGCCGUCUCCAACGCCCUCACCAACGGGGUCCUGCCGUCUGUGCAGAGUUUCUCCUGUUUGCCCUAUGGCACCAUGACCUUUCACCUCUCUGUGGUCCUUGGAAACAUAGCAAACCCCCUGGCCUGCUUUCUAGCUAUGUUUGUUAUCCUGAGGUCCUCCAGUGGUCUGGGCUUCUUGUCUUUAGCAGGGGGAGUAUUUGCUGCAUAUCUCAUGGCGUUAGCGGCACUCAGCCCCUGUCCUCCACUCCUGGGAAACCCUGCUGGUGUGGCUUUAGUGGUCAUUUCCUGGAUUAUUUUCACCGGCCUCUUCUCCUACCUGAAGGUGGUGAUUGGGACUUUGCUUCACGAGGCAGGUCACGCUGCCCUGCUGUGGUGCGGCAUCUCUAUCCAGGCCGGCUCCCUCAUCGGAGCCCUCACCAUGUUCCCUCUGGUCAACAUCUACCAGGUGUUUGCCUGGGCUAAAGAAUGUGUGGAUAACUGCAGUUAGCAGGAUUGAGAUAUGUAAUUAGUAGUUUUUCUGAAUUCUGUUUUUAUGGACACGGUUCCCAUUCAUUCUUCAUGGGAAAUUACUGUUUUUAACGCUGUGUUUGGGUUCCUGUUCCUGAGGGGAAGCACCAGAUCUGUCUUGGCCUCAUCUUUCUUGGGGAUCAUACCACCAAUGAGGCAUCCCCUCCUGAUUCAGAGGCCUCUGAGCCUGUGAAAGUAAAAACAUUCCCAGAUAAUGGGAGCAUUGUGUUGUUGCACAUUGGCCAAGGGGAUGUAAAAUACGUAUGAUGCAGUAAUACCACAAGCGCUUUGUGUGGUAUUUUAUAAUGAAUCUCUGUAGUUGAAGUUGUUUACUGUAGCAAAAACAGCUGCUGAUGGAUUUUUUUCCCCACUACAACAGAUCAUGUGAAAAGUUGUUUACUCAGGGACACAAUCAUUAAUUUAUUAAUCCACAUUUGUUGCUCCUGAAUCUAAUUCAUGAGAAUUAUUCACGCUGUUAGUUGCAAACUACAGUCCAUCCAAACAGAAAGGCGAGGAGUGUUUUUAAAAAAAAAAAAAAAUGUAUUUCACUAUUGUAUGCGGAUGACUUGGCUUUUUUUUUAUACCUUGUCAUUCAUUUAGUUUAAAGUCAUUUUAAUCUUCUCAGGCUCAUUUUCCGUACUCCUUUCCACUUUCAAGUAAACUGAUGUCCUCACAGCAGUUUUAAAAAUGAAUGUGAAGAGAGCCUAAUGUUCAAUCAGAAUUACAAUAUUAUUAUUAUCAUCACACUACUAUUUUCAAAUGUUUGCCUACCUCUUCGCUUUGAUCCCAUGUAAGCAUACAAUAUGAUUAUUUACAGUUUCAUCAGUCAAGAUAUACAAUUCAGUUGUGCUGAAGUCAGUAUUAUGAAAACUGUAUAAUUUGUAAUGCAGCUUUGCAACUUUAAACAGUUCAUAGAUGCAGUGACAUUCCUUGAUUUCAUGCCAAAAUUAUUUCUCUGUGCCUGAAAAAUGUUGAGCUUGACAAAACACGGCUUUCACAAAUUUCAGUUUCCUUCAGAUUUUACUUUCUCAUAAUGUUUUAUACCAACAUUUUAUGUAAUUUACUAGUCAUUUUGGAUUUUAUUGAUUCCAAAUAUACACUAAUGUUAUGUUACCUUAAGGGAACAAUGUCUGGCCUUGAUGAGUAGUAAAGUAAUAAGUGAACAGUUUUGGUAAACAAGGGAUUGUGUCAUCUCAGUCUUUAUAAUAAUGUAUAUCUUUGAUGUGCACUAAUACCUUGUAAGGUCCUUUUAUUAAGCUAUUAUGCUGCUACAGUACAUCAAAUGUAAUAAUUUAAUUUAAGUCAUGAGAAGUUUACAGAGGAAGAAUAUCUGUUAUCAUUGCCUUAACUUUAUAUUGGUAAUCCUGCUUUUUUUCUUUAUCAAUCUGUUAAAUUCAGUGCUGAUUUUAAAUGGACUGAUUACUGUUUAAAGUGAAGUAAGUGAUUGAAGGUGCCUUUGCUUUUUUCAUGACUGUGGACUUGAUAGUCAUGUGUACAACAUCAUGUGAAAUCAAAUAGCUGAUAAGUGUAUUUAUGAAAAGACUGGUAAACAAUAAAGAUUUGUUGAAAAGGUG